Dovyalis caffra is the source of this 681-nucleotide messenger RNA. The record is from the annotation of a GenBank genome assembly. NCBI's taxonomy places the organism in Eukaryota, Viridiplantae, Streptophyta, Magnoliopsida, Malpighiales, Salicaceae.
AUGGAGGGUCAAUCUGAUUCCUUUAAGGAUAUGAAGCAACGAGAAGGUAUUGAAGUGAAAAAGGAGCAAGAGAUUACUAAUUGUAGCGUUGAAAAUAUGGGAUCUUGCAAGGAAGGUGCUGAUUUGUUGGAGACAAAGGGGGGUCAUCAUCUUUCGACACCCAGUUCCGGGCCCACAAAACUGGUGACUUCUGGACCAAAUGCCACCGUUCCUGCUCCGGAUCAGCUUACCAUCUUCUAUGGUGGAAGUGUUGUUGUGUUUGAUGCAAUUCCUGCAGAAAAGGUCCAUGAAAUUAUGCUUAUUGCUGCAGCUGCUGCAGCUUCUGCCAAACCUGGUGACAUGAAGAACAGUGGGUCUCCUGCUAGUACACCAGUUCUUACAAGGUCUCCUUCAAUGCAAAGUACUGCUGCACCUCAAGCCCAAUCCUUUAGUCGUCAGAAUUCCUUCUGUAGAAUGCAGGCUGAAUUACCCAUUGCUAGGAGACACUCCCUGCAGCGAUUCUUUGAGAAGCGACGUGACAGGUUGGUGAGCAAAAGCCCAUACCCCACUUCACCAAUAGGAAAAGAGGCAGACACCACAAAACCUGGUGACAGUGCUGCACCUUUACCAGAUGCAGGUUGCUUUGGAAAACCUCUUGCAUCAGAGGAACUUCAGUCGAAGGUUGCUGGCAACCUUGCUUGA